Trichoderma virens Gv29-8 is the source of this 354-nucleotide messenger RNA. RefSeq lists its product as uncharacterized. NCBI's taxonomy places the organism in Eukaryota, Fungi, Ascomycota, Sordariomycetes, Hypocreales, Hypocreaceae. The transcript has a single exon. Bases 1 to 354 code for a protein of 117 amino acids. The record is from RefSeq and is a predicted model, not a curated record.
AUGCGAUCUGCAGCUUGGGCCCUUAGCCUCCUCUUCCCCGUGUGGGCAGUGGCGACGGAAAAAUACAUUCUCUGGAACAGCCAGACUUGCGAAGAGCAAAUCGAGGACGGCAUCUCGUUCUCGCGCUACACCACCUACAACAAUGCCAUCGACUGCUUCGAUUUCGCCGACAAUGUCGUGGCAGGCUCAGUCAGCCAAAGCAAGGACACUUUGUGCCAGGUCUUCAGCGGUGUUGGCUGCAGUGGGGAAGAAGUGCAGCUUGUCUGUACUGCCAACAACCUCUUUGACCCUCGCCUCUGUUGCACGGACACUCCUCAGGGAAUCAAAUCCGCCCGCUGCUGGGACCAGGAGUAG